Messenger RNA from Aedes aegypti (yellow fever mosquito), 1621 nucleotides. RefSeq lists its product as uncharacterized. Gene Ontology annotation, cellular component: membrane. Bases 18 to 1109 code for a protein of 363 amino acids. Gene Ontology annotation, biological process: sensory perception of taste. Lineage: Eukaryota; Metazoa; Arthropoda; Insecta; Diptera; Culicidae. The record is from RefSeq and is a predicted model, not a curated record. The transcript is spliced from 6 exons.
GUGUGCGGUUCGACCGAAUGAAAUUUUCAAUAUGUUCCAAGUGUUCUUCGUUUGCUUUCAUCAAGUGGCUCUGGCUUUUGGCAGUCGUGUUGGCUUUAUGCCUAUCGUCAUAUGCAUUCUACUUCUGGUACUGUAACGAACCGGUAGCUGGCAAAUAUUUAAAGCAAUGGAUAUCCAUUAUCAUCGUGUGGUUUCUGAAUCUUUUGGUUACGGCUGUGAUCUAUUGGCGACAGUUCAUGUGCAAUGAAAGGAUUCAACAAUUAAACCGCAAUUUUAUUCGGUUUGCUGAAGAACAUAUGUGCAGCACAGCAAUAAAAUGCCAACAAUUGUGGUAUCAGACGGUAUUACUAGCCUACCUGAUGGUGUCCAAUGCCGGACUGUGGUUAAACAUGAACCCAACCUAUCGACUUUACUCAAAUGGUGACCUGUUCCUGUCGGUUGUCCUGAUGGGACCAAUCAUCGUCUGUUCGUUGACGGCCUUCCGCUAUUGUGUGAUUUUUUUAACCGUCAGCUGCAUCCUGGACGAUAUAAACCGUGACCUGUCCCGGCAGGUGGACCAAUUCCAUCGCCAGUAUUCGAGUGCAAAUAUUAGCGCGUAUAGAUUAACGAACAGCGAACUCAAAUUAAGCGAUCACCUAGACCGGUUGAUUAUUCAGUACGAUAAGCUGUAUGAUGUAGUUGUGGCGAUAAUUGAAAUUUAUUCGCCGUCAAUCUUGUUCCUGCUGGUUUUGGAUUUUGGCCAGGUGACAUUUGAGCUGUAUAUGUUCUACUGUGAUCUCUCCCAUGCUUCGCUCGAUGAUGACGAUUUGCAUAUGAUUGCCUUCUCAUUCGUAUCUGCGAUUUUCAGCUUUACCGAGAUUUUAUUCAUCAUCAAUGGAACAUCGAAGUUUUCCGAUAAGUUGAUGCAAGCUCUUGAGCAACUACAGCGGAUUGGAAUUGUUUGCCUGGACAGCAGACUGACCGAAUGCAUUUACGGCUUAAGUAAGGUUGUCCAAUGUAUGCAAGAGGAAACAGUCAUGUUUUACUGCUUUGCGCUGAACAAUUCGUUCCUGACGACGAUUAUCGCCGCUUCGUGCUCGUACCUGAUCCUGCUGAUACAGACCGCCUGAAAGGUGUGAGAGAAAAGGCCCCUUUUCCUGCGGCGUGACAUAUCGCAAGCUGGUGGCGACAGGUGACGACGGAGACGACGUCGGAUGGACAGACGGUUAAAUAUUGUAGCCGGUGCGAUAAUCCGCCAACUAGGAAAUCAAUUUUAUCGCCAUAAAUCAACUACCCAAAUCUUUGGGUUCUUCUCUUUUGUAGGCACGAUAAAAUCAGAUUUGGUUUUGUUUUGACUGUUAGUUUUUCAAACUUAUAUUCAGUAGGUAUUCAUGCCAAUUACCACGAAUAAAAAUUCAUCACUUGAUGGGAGUAAAUUUUAACGGAAAAAUAUGAAUGAUGCAGUUGACAGCAUACCUAGAUGCUAUUGGCGAAUCAACUUUUUUUUUGUGUUGAACUUGAUGGAAGUAGUUGUAGAUCAAAAUCUACGAACUCUCAGCACUGAUUUGACUUACCAUUUCAAUGUUCCCAAAAUUUCUCGCAUAAUUUAUGAUCUCGCCCUAAAAGCCAUUGGUAACCAUGU